Messenger RNA from Cavenderia fasciculata, 1599 nucleotides. RefSeq lists its product as uncharacterized. Bases 1 to 1599 code for a protein of 532 amino acids. Lineage: Eukaryota; Evosea; Eumycetozoa; Acytosteliales; Cavenderiaceae. The record is from RefSeq and is a predicted model, not a curated record. The transcript is spliced from 3 exons.
AUGAUUCAGUUUAAAGGAAUAGUACCUAUCAAUGAAAAAGGAGAUAUAGAACAAUUUAUAGCAUCAGCACCUCUAUUCAACCUAUUCUCUUUUAAUGAUAUAUUGGAGAGGAACUAUCCUGAUUGGAUACAACAACGUAUCACUUUAAAAGAUAGAGAUGAUAAAAGUAACAUUACAACUGCUUUGUUGAUGUAUUCCAAACUAAAGUCAUUAAAGUUACUCUAUGAAACGAUACCAUCAAUCGAGACACUAUUCAUCAUUCAACAUCAAAGUGAAGGGGAGGUGGUGGAUCUUGACUCGAUCUCACAGUACUUGCCAAAUCUUCAAAGUCUGUCAGUUCGUACAGACGAGCUGAUUCUUGGUCCUCACUCAACACUCAAGUCACUAAAACUAGAUAUCACCACCAGAUGCUCACUCGUCGACUUGGGUCUCACCAAAUUCAUAUCGUUGACGGAUCUGAGUUUCAAAGGUAGUUUUUUGACCAAUAUAGGACCAGGUCUCUUUCCAAGUAGUCUUACGUCUCUCACUGUUAGAUUGACAGAGGUACCCCCACGAGAUACAUUCCUUUCAUUGACAUCAUUAGUCAAACUCAAGAUUGGCCUGAAGGAAGAUAUAGAGGUGGAAGACCAACCACACAUCGAUCUCGAUAGUCUACUAAACCUCAAGGUACUCGUAUUCAAUUUUGACUAUUUCCUGAUACAAAUAGAUGAGGACAUUAACUGUAGCAUCGAGAUAAGUGUUCCUCCUUCACUCAAGAUUCUUACCAUUUGGUCUUCAUCUGUAGUUAUCCCGUCACGAUGUUCCAUGCCACUGUUGGAGAAAUUUUAUGUGUAUCAAAGCAUAUUGGUUACUGGAAGAAUCAAUUUAUCACAGUGUCCAUCAAUCAUGAAACUCUUUAUUUAUCAAUGCACUGAACCCGUCAUCAUCCCAUCAACUAUUAAAAAGCUUACAAUCGAUAAAGACACUUUAAAAAGAAAAAUACUUGGUCAAAUUAAAUUUCCACCAUUGCUUACUCAUCUAUCCAUCAAAGGACAGCAUUGUGAGUCUGUUGUGUUCCCACAAUCGCUUGUCAAAUUAAAACAAACAUUCAACAGUCAAUCUCAACUCUUUAAUCUUCCCCAAAAUUUGAAAAAACUGACUUGGGAAGUGGAUUGGGAAACCAGUCUCCCAAAAUUAUUCUCAUCCGGUCAUCCUCUUCCACCUAAUCUUGAAACACUUAAAGUGAUAACUAUUGAUGAUAAUUCUUUGAUCAAAGUUCCACCACCCACCAAAUAUCUAUCAAUUUUUCUGGACCAAAAUCUGUCUCCAGAAAACCUUCCAAUCUAUCGAAUCGGCUCGAGGAUAUUUAAAAUUAUCAACCAACCACAAUGGCUACCACUCAAUACCACUCAUCUAACUUGUUACCUAAGGGAAUCAAAGAUAGCCCCAAAAACAAUCUUUAGAUUGGAUGAAGUGAUCAAUCACACCAAUGUUAGAUAUCUAACUCUUCAUUUUUCUCAAACAACCUAUCAAUUUUCAAUUCAAAGAUUAGACUCUGACAAUCUAAAUGAUGGUCUCCAAUUUCUUUGGCAUGGAGUUUUGAAAUUAGAAAAGAUGUGA